UAAAUCAAUUCAUUAUCAAAUUCACAGUUAAUCCCGCAAAGUAGGCUGUGGAUAAUUUUCCGUUACAUUUUUGAAAUAAAACAAAUGCCGGUUGACAACAAUCAUUAGACCCAAAAAUCCUCUUGGACGUUUAUGUCAGAAAGUCAAAGCAUUAAUUCAACGUAAAUAAUGCCCGUGAGUCGUCUUGAUAUUUAUUACAGAAAGAUGUUGCUCUCAAAGUUCUUUACUAAAGGUUGGGGAGACCCCGAUCGUAUAAUUAGACUUUUGCAAUUCCGCAAAAUCAUUUCUAACCGUGAUACCUGCUUCGGUUUAGUUGAUCGCGAUCACCAGAUCGACGUCUUAAGCCAAGAAACUUGGACUGAUUGCUAUGUAACCAAUGGCAAGUUUAAGUCGCCAUUUGCCUUACAAUUACCUGAUAUUGUUCAUGAAGAAGUGAAAGAUGCUUAUUUUCAAAUGAUCGUACCCAAAAAAUGGAUCCACGAACCUUAUCGUCCAGUUUGUAUUCAUUUAGCUGGAACUGGAGAUCACUAUUUUUGGAAACGUCGUCACAUAAUGGCAAAACCACUUCUAAAACAAGGUAUUGGGUCAAUUAUCCUCGAGAAUCCAUUCUAUGGUUAUCGCAAACCGAAGGAACAAGUACGCUCAUGCUUAUUUAACGUUUCUGAUAUAUUCGUAAUGGGUGGUUGUCUUAUACUGGAAUGCAUGGCUUUAAUGCAUUGGUGCGAACGCUUAGGCUACGGCCCAUUGGGCGUAACGGGACUGUCAAUGGGAGGUCACAUGGCUUCUUUAGCGGCUACAAGCUGGCCUAAACCUAUAGUACUCGUCCCUUGCCUUUCUUGGUCGACUGCAUCAUCUGUUUUCACAGAGGGCGUAAUGAGUCAAGCUAUCGACUGGGACCACCUACAAAAGCAGUACUUUUCUAACAACAAAUAUUUUGAUGUAUUAGCCAAAAUGUGUAAAAUUGUCGAUGACGCUUGUUCUUGCGGACUCGCGCAAAUACCUGAAUUCAACUACAUAAUAAAAUCCAUAAUACAAGAACAACACAAAGCGGAGUUAUGUUACAUCACGCCUUAUGAGCUAGUCUCGAAAACCAGACAAGCUGGUUACGAAGCGCACAGAACCAAAGUGUCAUCACCGAGCCUAAUUUUGCCGGUUGACGCAAUCGCCAGAGCGCUCAAUUCUAGCCUGAAACAUCUGAUUACCAUCGUGUCUAACAAUCUACAGGAAGUGAAAGUCCGCGAUAAGGAAGCGGUUUGGUUCAUGAGAGGCCUAAUGGAUGAAUGCACUCAUUUGAAAAACUUUGAUGUACCCGUUGAUACCUCACUGAUCAUCGCAAUCUGUGCUACACAAGAUGCGUAUGUUCCAAAACAGGGUGUCAGUGCGCUUGAAGAAGUUUGGCCCGGAUGUACCGUUCGUUAUCUUGAUUGCGGACAUGUUGGUGCUUAUUUAUAUCACUUGGAUAUAUUCCGAAACUGUAUUAUUGAAGGUUUCAAACGUGCAAUGAAGAAGGUUCCUCCGCCCGCAGCUAUGUAGCCAAUAAAUUUACUUAAAAAAAUAUAUUUUUUGCUUUGCAGUUAAAUGUUCUGGACUUGUGUGAUACACAUCUUUGUGUAAAAAAUUCCAGUAUUGUGUUCAAUACGUUAAUGUGCCUUAAAAAAAAGAUUUAUACUUUCUGACAUGUACCUGACAGACUAAUUUUUGUGAUACUAAUUUUAAAUUAAAAUUUUCUUGUAAAAAGAAA
Messenger RNA from Onthophagus taurus, 1741 nucleotides. RefSeq names its product protein ABHD18. NCBI's taxonomy places the organism in Eukaryota, Metazoa, Arthropoda, Insecta, Coleoptera, Scarabaeidae. The record is from RefSeq and is a predicted model, not a curated record.